Molecule: messenger RNA, 3017 nt
Organism: Meriones unguiculatus (Mongolian gerbil)
Lineage: Eukaryota; Metazoa; Chordata; Mammalia; Rodentia; Muridae
Product: GTPase IMAP family member 9-like
Exons: 2
Coding region: 442-1314 (290 amino acids)
Molecular function (GO): GTP binding
Source: RefSeq, a predicted model, not a curated record
UCAGGCAUACAGAAGCCUCUGGUGAUACUGCGGUGUUACAGUCCUUCAGUUAAGCCCCUGUAUCAGCAGAAUGGGUGCAGGGGAAAGCCAGAACCUGACUGGAAGACAGGUCCAGCUUGAUGGAGUUCCAGUGGGAGGCAAGUCGGGUGAGCAGGGAGCUUAAGGGAUGGGGUGGCUUCAAGGGCUGCUGAUGCAGUUCUGCACACUGGUGAACAGCGGAACCUGCAGAACAGCGGAACCUUCAGAACAGCGGAACACGAGCAUGUGGAUGACUGACAGGCAGUCAAACCAGGUGGUUCAGAAGCUCACAGCAUCCAGGUGGAUGGUUGCCUGGUUGGAAGCCAAGGUCACGGUGUUCAGCAGCAUUUCUUCAGGGAGCCUUUCCUUCCCCAGAAUAAAUGAUACUUGUACUCCUGAUCUUCAGAGUUGGCUUACCCCAACAUGGCUGGCCAUGCAAACACUAAUAUGAGGAUCAUUCUGGUAGGAAAAACCGGAAAUGGAAAGAGUGCUACAGCAAACACCAUCCUUGGGAGACGCCAGUUUGAGUCUAAGAUUGCUGCCCAUGCUGUCACCAAGACCUGCCAGAGAGCAUCCAGGACAUGGAAGGAGAGAGUCCUUGUUGUGGUCGACACUCCUGGGCUCUUUGACACCAAGGAGGCCAUGUCAACUACAUGUUCAGAAAUCAGCCGCUGUGUCCUCUACUCCUGCCCUGGGCCUCAUGCCAUUAUCCUGGUUCUGAGGCUGGGCCGCUACACUGAGGAAGAGCAGAAAACUGUUGAUUUGAUCAAGGGUAUUUUUGGGGAGGCAGCCAUGAAGUACAUGAUUAUCUUGUUUACUAACAAAGAUGCCCUUGAAGACCAGAGUCUUGACAGCUUUUUAGUUAAAGCAGGAAAAAAGGUGAAUGAUAUCAUCCUGCAGUGUGGGAACCGCUACCUGGCCUUCAAUAACAAAGCAGAUGCAGCUGAGCAAGAAAACCAAGUGCAGCAGCUGGUGGAGCUGAUAGAGAACAUGGUGGACACAAAUGGAGGGUCUUACUUUUCUGACCACAUAUAUCAGGACAUAGAUAAAACACUAAACAAAAAUCAAAGGAUUCUGGUGGAAACUUAUAAUCAAGAAUUCAGUGUUGAACUUGAAAAAAUAGAAAAGGAAUAUGCUAAUAAAUCAGAAAAAGAAAAGAUAGAAAAAAUUGAUUCUGCAAGGAGAAAUUAUGAAGAAAAAGUUAGAAAUAUAAAGGAAGUAACUGAAAAGGAUAUAUUUACAUAUAUUUUCGAAAAGAUAAAAAAAAUACUUUCAAAUAUUUGGGACAAGUUUUGAUGUAAAUUUUAUUCUUUUUUGUUACUGGCAUUUGUUCUUUGACAAUUUGAUACACACAAACAUAUGUGUUCUAAUUUCAUUCAUAUCUUUUUGUUUUGGUAUCUUUUGCUUUAGGAUCCAAAAAAAUUUAGCUAGGUCCAUGUUUGUGACAACAAGUUGAAAGGUUAGACUAACUUUGUAACCCGUAUGUCUUCUAAAGCCUAUAGUUUUGACUUUUAGGUUCAGGUUAAGCUAAAGCCUCUUAGUACCUUUCCAGAGAAUGGAGGAAUGUGACCCUAUCUGUGAGGACAGAUAUAAAAAAAGGCAAGCAAGCAAUGACCUUCACUCAGCAACCAGACCCUUGUCUUUGAGAUAGCAUUUCUGAGCAAUGAACCCAGACUUGUUCUGAGUAGCUUUUGACCUGCAGCCAAAAGUCCACAGCCCCUAAUCUUCAAGGAUGAGCUAACCACCCCCACCUUCAAUUGCAGCUUCAUCCACACUUGGCAGGACUGGCCAAGCUUGAGCACCUAAGACUAACCAAUUAUCUUACUUUAUAGCUUCCUCAUCCAAUCCUAAAUUGCCAAGACUGCAACUUCAAAUCUCCCGCAAUUUUUCUUUUAAAAACCUAAAGGCCUUUGUCUCUGGGUGCCCCUCUUUGCUGACUGGCAGGGGUGACCCCAUUGUGCAAUGGUUAAUAAACCUCUUGCUUUUGCAACGAGUCUUGGUCUAGGGGAGUUUCUGGGAAGGGCGUGAUCUUGAACUCCUGAGCUGUGAGACCCCAGGUCUUAAAAGUUUAGCAUAAUCUAUCAGAGUGUAGUGUGCUCACCAAGAGGAAUACAAUGGCAGACAAUGACUCUACGUUUUACAGCAGUAAUUUUACCAGCUGAGCAGGAUGGACUAGGUUCCCAGGAGCUCCUCCCCUUCCAUCCAUCUCGUGACUAAUUGUUGGCAGGAACAUAGCUACUGUGAGCUCAUGACAGUAAUGACUGUUUCCUGAAUAUUAAAAGAAGUGGUGUAAGUGUCCCCUUUAGGGUUGAGCACUCAGUCAUCACUUAUUCUCAGCACCUUGAGCAGGCAUGAGUCUAUGCAUUCCCUGCUAGUCUCUGCAAAGACGGGCUUUUUUGAUGGAGGGUAAGAAUAGCAUUUGCUGUGGGUAUAAGUAAAUAGUUAGACUGCAGUUUAGUGCCAUGUCAAUUUUAGCUAAACACUAGUGAGUCUCCACUGUGGCCUAUGGCUUCCCCAGCACUGGGUUUUUGAUUAGGGUUACAGUACCACACAUGAGUUCCCUCCUAUGAAAUAGGGCCUUAAAUCCAAUCAGAAAGCCUUUGGUUAUGCCCGUAAUAGUCACUGUACAAGUGGGCCCACUUGCCUGGUAGGUUGGCACAGGUUGGCAUUGUAGCUUAUAGGUUUGUACAUAAUUAAGGAUAUUGAUGAUUUUUUUUUCUUCCCCAUCAACCUACAUAGCAAUUUUCAGCAACAUGAAAGCUAGCCAGUGGGGAGGAAGCUUCCUGUUCAGUUCCAGUCUAAUUUCUUCAUAUCUCACAAACAUAGUAUAAGAUUCUUUAGCAAUAAGGUCUUAUCAUCAAGUUCUGUGGGUUCUUUUUAAUUUGCCAUAAUUUGUUAAUGUAGUACAUUGAAUUUUCUAAGGGUGGUUAUAGCAGUAUCUUAGAUUUCCUGAUUGAUUAAGGCAUAAUUGAUAAAUAAAACUUUUUACUUUGAAUGUG